Prunus armeniaca (apricot) is the source of this 2220-nucleotide messenger RNA. The record is from the annotation of a GenBank genome assembly. Lineage: Eukaryota; Viridiplantae; Streptophyta; Magnoliopsida; Rosales; Rosaceae.
AUGGGCAACCGUUUGGGAGAGCUCCAAGACAUUCAAAGGUUGGCCGACGGGAACCCCCUCAAAAAGGAUCCCACCGCAACUAUAGAGGCCCCAUCAAAGAAAGCAUCAUCCGCUGCCGGGAAGUCUGACCACUCAAGCUCAGUGGAUGGCAAGUUUGAUUGGUAUCAUUGGUUCAAGGCAUUAGAACCAAAAUUGAAUGGCCAUUGGAAGAAAAUCGGAAUUUAUGAUACAUUGCUCCUAUGUGCGGGAAGCCCAUUUCAUUGCGACCGAUCUCUCAUCAUUGUGGCCCUAUGCUUUUGGUCUUCCUCCACCAAUUGCAUGAGGCUCUGUUUUGGGAUGAUGACGCCCAACUUGCUAGACUUGGCCGCUAUCGCCGGCCUUCGCCCUCGUGGAGAUAAUUUCUCGGCCGCCAACCUUCCAGAAGCCAAGGUGGGCUUGGAUUUUCACAAGUCAAACAAGACCUCCGGGAGUUGGGUGAAGACGUAUCUUGACCAUGGCAGAGAUCCCACCGACCCUCUUUCCAUCAAUGGCGUAUCCUAUAUUGAGCAUGUCACUUUUCUUGUGAUGUGGUUGUGCAAGUUCUUGGCAUGCCCAAAAUCCGGCGGGAUUACUGAGGAAUUUCAAGCCUUGGCAGAGGCACUUGCGGAUGGCCAUCAAGUGGUCAUGGGCCAAUCUUUCUUGCCUAUCUUUAUAGAGGGCUCCGCGAGUCCCACCACCGUUUGCCCAAACGACAAAGCCCUUCUCGGUCUGCCCUUGCUCAACGCCCCACGCCGGAAGCAUUACAUUGAGGAUUGCUUCCGAUUUUUCUAUGGGUGCCAAGAAAGGACUAGGGAGCAUCUCUCCAUUUUCGUAGAUCACCUUUUCCCGGAUUAUCUAGCCCUGGAUCUUUCCUCAUAUCCUAUGGCGAAGACGAAAGAGGAGAGACAUAAUAUGUGGGAAAGUAUCCUCGUCAGCCGAGAUCUUCCAUACGGCUUAAUGGUGAACAAAGGUAGCAACUAUCAUUGUGGUGGUGAGCUUUAUUAUCCCGCCGCUGUCGACUACCAGCUUGGUUUUAUACAGAGCAUCCCGAUACCACCCAUGGAUUCCGUCAACCUGCUUUCCUCUUGGCGGGUGGAAUUUAAAUAUGCAAAAGAAGUCACCACCUUGACGAAUUUCAACCAAGACUUGGUGAAAUCCUUCAGUAUUCCAAUUAGAGAUCCUCGGUUUGGUGACUCCAACAUUUUUAUCCACUGGUGGAAAGAGAUGUCGGCCGGUUGGUUUUCUCAACCAUGUUCAGAGAUUGAAGAUAGGGUCUUUAGGCAUUGCCCAUGCUCAUUGGCCUUUCAACAAGAGAAAGAGAAGAAAAAGGCCCAAGCAAAAGCUGACACCACUGAGAAGGAAAAUCCUCCCGCCGACAUUAUUGAGAGAGAAAGCUCAGCCAAAUCUGCCGAUGCAAAUUCUGGGCAGGGCGAGAAAAGGCCUAACGCCCCCAUCCAAGGUUCUCCAAGGCUAGUAGAGCAUCCCUCUUCUUCUCAUUCGAUUGGGGUCGUGCAAUCGGCCACCACUUCAUCUGCCGCUCCAGAAACUCAAACUUCCGCACUUGAGAAAGAAAUUGGGGCGCAAGUCAUGACUUUGGUAGGCGAGGAUGAGUCAGCCGAGAUCAAUACCACGGGGCACCCGAAGGAUGUUUCCACGGGAUCACACGAGAUUAUUCCCAUGCCCGAUGAUCACGCCCAUGAGCACGUGGCCGAGUUGACCGAGGAAGACUUCCCACACAUUCCGAACUCUCAGCGGGCCAUUUUUGACCCCGAACUUUCUUCGGUCGACACCACAGCCAUUGAGGCCGAAUUUCAGCCCCCUUUUGCCAUAAGCUCAGACCCUCCUUCGACUUGCCCUCUCGAGGUGCCUCGAAGUGGCCCAACUUUUCAAGCGGAUGUGGUGGAUUCUACUGCCAUUACAGUCGACCAUGUGAUCGUCACCAAUGGUGCGCCUUCCACUAUUCCCACCGACGGAAGUGCACCACCUGAGCCCGUCCUUAUGUUGACCUUGGGAGCUACUCCCUUGGUGGUCAACGCUAUUUCGUCCAAACUCCAACUUGAGAUUGGAGAGUUUUCAUCCUUUGUUCUCUCCGAGAUGUUGGCAGAGGAUGGAAGAAGCUUGGCCAUGGUUCCUCAUGAAGAGGCCCCUAUACCAUCCCCUGAUCAGCCUUGUAGUGAUAUUUUUGACUUCCUAGAUCAAUAA